AUGGCGAAAUUCGACUUUCCUAUAUUCUAUAUCCUUCGCGCUGUUCAAGCCAUCUUCGCCAUCAUUGUUCUUGGACUGGCUGGACAUGCCAUCGACGAGCUUAAUACCUCUGGAGCUGAUGAAGUGAACUUUAUGGUUUUCAAUGGCGUCUGGACUUUUUUCAUCGUCGUCCCAUAUUUCAUCCUGGCGCCAAUCUUCGUCCCUGUGCUGGCUCACCGUUACGCCCUCGCAGCCGUGGAUGGUGUUACCAUGAUCUUCUGGUUUGCUGGAUUUAUCGCUCUUGCUGUUUCGAUUGGCGACUUUAACGACUACCUUGAAUGCUCUGACUACAGCUGGUGUCAGGGGUUGCAAGCGGCUGCGGCCUUUGGCGCAUUCAAUUGGGUUCUAUUCCUUGUCACUACCGUCCUCAAUACCUUGGCUGCUGUUCGAAGGGAUCCUGGUCCUAGCGCCCAGCCCCCUACUGCGUCCGUACCUUGA
Molecule: messenger RNA, 477 nt
Organism: Aspergillus calidoustus
Lineage: Eukaryota; Fungi; Ascomycota; Eurotiomycetes; Eurotiales; Aspergillaceae
Source: the annotation of a GenBank genome assembly